CUAAACUGUCAUUCUUCAAUUCUGUUCAUCAAACGCACAUGAAAGCUAGUCUCGCCCUCUCCACCGCGCUCGCAACCACUGCGUGUGCCGCCCGACAAUCUUUCAAAUCCCUCAGCUCAUCCGAUCAAACCUCGUUGGAGCAACAGCUGGACGAAUGGAAGGCGUUGUACGGCCCCAUUGCCCGAGCCAACGGCUUCUUCCCCCGAACCAACAGGGAAUCCGCCCAAGUCAAUGGUCAUUCUAUCGAUGAACUCGAGCGCUUCCACCAUACCGUCCAAGACGUGGAGCUCGCUACCGCUACCAAUCCGGAGGCCGAGUUCAGUCCGUUCAACCAGUUUGCUCUCUUGACCGACGACGAGUUCAAGGGCAUAUUGUUGAAGUCGUUUGCAGGACAAAAUUUCACUAACGCCGCGCCCUUGCCCGAGUUGGCAAAUGAGCGCGCUUCUGAAGCGGACUGGUCGACAUCAAAGUGCAACUCCCCGAUUCCUAAUCAAGGCCAGUGUGGGUCGUGCUGGGCCUUCGCCACCAUCGGGACGGUGGAGACUGCUCACUGCAUUGCCACUGGUGAACUCUUGGACUUGUCUGAGCAACAAUUGGUCAGCUGCUCCAAGAAUGGAGGCAACCGGGGCUGUAAUGGCGGGAUCCCUCCUUCUGCCAUUGACUGGAUGCAAAAAGGCGUGUGCACCGAAGAGUCUUACCCGUACACGUCGGGUAAAGGUGGUCAAACUGGUACCUGCCAAACUAGCUGCACCAAGAAGAAACUGAGCAUUGGCAAAACCAAGCAAACGACCGGCGAGGGUUCGCUCAUGACAGUUCUGGAAAGCCAGACCGCCACUGUGGCCGUCGAAACUGCCAACGCAGUGUGGCGCAACUACAAGAGUGGCGUCGUGUCUCAGUGUCCUGGGGCCCAAUCCGACCACGCUGUGAUUGCCGUCGGCUAUGGUACUUCCACGACCGAUUACUUCAAGAUCAAGAACUCGUGGGGGACGCAAUGGGGCGAGAACGGGUACAUAUACUUGAAGCGAGGAAUGAGUGGUAAGGGAAUGUGCAACGUCGCGGAAUGGAUUUGGUAUCCUGAAUUAAGCGGAUCGUCUCCAACUCCGUCGUCUAACCCGACCCCAUCCUCCAGCCAGCAGCCUACUCAAUCAACCCGCAAACCUUCUUCGUCCGCCCCCAAGCCCUCGACUGACACCCCUAUGACGCCUUCGUCCAGCAAACCCACUUAUCCCACUCGCAGACCGUUCCCUUCUUCGUUCCCCCCCAAACCCGCAACUGACUCGCCUAUGACGCCUUCGUCCAGCAAACCCACUUAUCCCACUCGCAGACCGUUCCCUUCUUCCUUCCCCCCCAAGCCCGCAACUGACUCCCCUAUGCCGCCUUCGUCCAGCAAACCCACUUAUCCCACUCGCAGACCAUUCCCUUCUUCGUUCCCCCCCAAGCCGUCAAAGCACACCCCAAUGACGUCAACUCCUAACCCUUCGAGCAACACCCCUACUACCACCAAACGCCGAUGCACCAAGCGCCCUAAACCGACCAAGAAGCCCAAACCCACGGGACCUUCCCCGUCAUACACCCCUUCCCCCACGAUUGAGCCUUCUUCGACAUAUGUCCCAAAGCCUACAACUCAACCUUCUUCGACAUAUGCCCCAACUCCGUCUGGCAACGGUGUGAAGGACCAACUGAUUGCCCAAACCAACAAAAUUCGCGCGGCCCACGGUAUCGGUCCGCUGACUUGGGAUGAUGAGCUGGAGCCCAAAAUGCGGACUUGGGCCAAAAGCUGCCCUGGCUUUAAGCACGGGGGCCCCGCUGGCUGGCAAAACUUGGCCACCAACACGGCGUGCGGGUCGAGUGGCAAGGACUGCACGAAGGUGGUAGGGGCGUCAUGGUUGUGGUACGACCAAGAAGAAACGUUCUGGAACUACGGCAGCAACUCGUGCAACGGGGGCUGGGCCAAGUGCGGCCACUUCUCCAACAUGAUGAGCCCCGAAGUCAAGUCCAUGGCGUGCGGGUGGUCUGAAUGCGCCAACGGCAACCACGUCUGGUGCAACUACGACACCCCUGUGAAGAGUCCCAAGGUGGGCAAAAUCACAGGCAUGACCAAAGCCGAGCUCAAGGCCAGCUUGACCGCCUAA
Messenger RNA from Aphanomyces astaci, 2132 nucleotides. RefSeq lists its product as hypothetical. The transcript has a single exon. Gene Ontology annotation, molecular function: cysteine-type endopeptidase activity. The record is from RefSeq and is a predicted model, not a curated record. The coding region runs from base 39 to 2132 and encodes 697 amino acids. NCBI's taxonomy places the organism in Eukaryota, Oomycota, Saprolegniomycetes, Saprolegniales, Verrucalvaceae. Gene Ontology annotation, cellular component: lysosome.